Molecule: messenger RNA, 1470 nt
Organism: Pleuronectes platessa (European plaice)
Lineage: Eukaryota; Metazoa; Chordata; Actinopteri; Pleuronectiformes; Pleuronectidae
Gene: ckba
Product: creatine kinase, brain a
Exons: 8
Coding region: 117-1262 (381 amino acids)
Biological process (GO): phosphocreatine biosynthetic process
Molecular function (GO): creatine kinase activity
Source: RefSeq, a predicted model, not a curated record
CUGCAGGACUGAGCUGCCAUCGAACCGUGACGCGACUCGGCCGAAACAUAGGGAUCUUCGUCUCCACCCCUGGUAGUUGUAGUAAUCCACAGAUCCGACGACAACAGGGAGCAGCCAUGCCUUUCGGUAACACGCACAACCAGCUGAAGAUGAAGUUCACUUCGGAGCAGGAGUACCCGGACCUCACCAAGCACAACAACCACAUGGCCAAGAUCCUCACCCCCGAGAUGUACGAGCGUCUGAGGAGCAAGCAGACCCCCAGCGGGUUUACCCUGGAUGACGUCAUCCAGACUGGGAUUGACAACCCAGGUCAUCCCUUCAUCAUGACCGUGGGCUGCGUGGCCGGUGACGAGGAGACGUACGAGGUCUUCAAGGAGCUGCUGGACCCCGUGAUCGAGGACCGCCACGGAGGCUACAAGCCCUCAGACAAACACAAGACCGACCUGAACCCAGACAACCUGAAGGGCGGAGACGACCUGGACUCCGACUACGUCCUGAGCUCCCGUGUGAGGACCGGACGCAGCGUGCGAGGCUUCUGCCUGCCGCCGCACUGCAGCCGGGGGGAGAGGCGUGCCGUGGAGACGCUCUCCAUCGAAGCUCUGGCCUCCCUGAGCGGAGACCUGAACGGGAAGUACUACGCCCUGAAGAACAUGACCGACGCCGAGCAGCAGCAGCUCAUCGACGACCACUUCCUGUUCGACAAGCCCGUGUCUCCCCUGCUGCUGGCCUCCGGGAUGGGCCGGGACUGGCCCGACGCCCGGGGCAUCUGGCACAACGACACCAAGACCUUCCUGGUCUGGGUGAACGAGGAGGACCACCUGCGUGUGAUCUCCAUGCAGAAGGGAGGCAACAUGAAGGAGGUGUUCAACCGCUUCUGCACCGGACUCACCAAGAUCGAGGGCCUGUUCAAGGACAGUGGCCACGAGUUCAUGUGGAACGAGCACCUGGGCUACGUCCUCACCUGCCCGUCCAACCUGGGCACGGGUCUGAGGGCCGGCGUGCACGUGAAGCUGCCCAACAUGAGCAAGCACGCCAAGUUCGAGGAUGUUCUCAAGAGGCUGAAGCUCCAGAAGCGUGGAACCGGUGGCGUGGACACGGCUGCCGUGGGCGGCGUGUUCGACAUCUCCAACGCCGACCGACUGGGCUUCUCCGAGGUGGAGCUGGUGCAGGGCGUGGUGGACGGAGUCAGGCUGCUGGUCGAGAUGGAGAAGAAGCUGGAGAAGGGUCAGUCCAUCGACGACCUGAUCCCAGAGCAGAAGUGAAUCCGUUCUGAUGCCCGACCACCAUCACUCUCCUCCUCUUCCUCUUCCUCCUCCUCCUCCAUCAUCCCUCGCUCCCCUGUCUGAAUGAAUGUUUGACUCUGUAUCACACGGUUGGAUUUGUUUGUGUAUUUAAAAUGAAACGUUUCCUGUUCGGUGAGGAUGGAUCUGAAAAGAAAUAAAACAACUUCUGGUUGAAGUUUGAUCCCUG